Messenger RNA from Zingiber officinale, 896 nucleotides. Its product is annotated as ras-related protein Rab5A-like. Lineage: Eukaryota; Viridiplantae; Streptophyta; Magnoliopsida; Zingiberales; Zingiberaceae. Gene Ontology annotation, molecular function: GTPase activity; GTP binding. The transcript has 7 exons. The coding region runs from base 89 to 700 and encodes 203 amino acids. The record is from RefSeq and is a predicted model, not a curated record.
AACCUUCAUCAGCUGUCGACCCACCGCGAAGGAAGGUUCGCGCAAUCUUGGUUAGGGAUUACGUUUUCCAGAUUCCGAUCUUCGUGCGAUGGCGGCUGCCGCAAGCAACCAGAUCAAGAACGCGAAAUUGGUCCUUCUUGGAGAUGUGGCCACUGGAAAGUCGAGUCUCGUAUUGCGGUUUGUGAAAGGCCAGUUUGUUGAAUUCCAGGAAUCAACCAUAGGUGCUGCAUUCUUUUCGCAAGUAGUCGCUGUCAAUGAUGAAUCAGUGAAAUUUGAGAUUUGGGAUACUGCUGGACAAGAGAGGUACCAUAGCUUGGCCCCUAUGUACUACAGAGGAGCUGCAGCUGCUGUGGUUGUCUACGAUAUAACAAAUGCGGCUACCUUUACUCGAGCGAAGAAGUGGGUUCAAGAACUUCAGGCCCAAGGUAGCCCAAAUACCAUUGUUGCUCUUGCUGGUAACAAAGCUGAUCUGUUGGAAGCUAGACAGGUUUCAGCUGAGGAAGCACAGACGUAUGCACAGGAGAAUGGUCUUUUCUUCAUGGAAACUUCAGCCAAAACAGCAAUUAAUGUUAAUAACAUAUUCUAUGAGAUCGCAAAAAGACUAACACAAGUGAAGCCAGUACAGAACCCUCAAGGAAUGACUCUACCUGGUAGGCUCGAUAACAAACCAGUUGCCGCAUCAUCUUGCUGCUCCUCCUAGUAAAAAUUUCACGCUCUCUCUAAAAACAAGACUGUGUUUAUACGAGGCGCUUAAGGAGAAUAUGUUCUCAAGCACAUAAUUCUUGCUUUUAUUGUAGCACAAGGGCUACUGAUCGCCCAUUCGUUGUAAUUGUGAAAUAGUAGUUUUGUUGCAGAACUAUUUAUAAGGGCAUCAGUAGUUCCGUUGCCAAUUUGUA